CAGCAGAAGAGCAGAACGUCCUGGAGAAAAUUCCUGUUUACGCUUUUUUGUUUUUAACAGCGUUCCAGCCUAGACUGAGGGGAUGAGGUCUUGUCUUCUGCUUUGUGUCCUGUGCCUGAUGGUUGCUAAAGGCCUUUCCACGUCACCAUGUGUGUGUAAUGGACCUCCAGGAUCACCUGGACCUGGUGGACCACCUGGAGCAAAUGGAGUGCCUGGAGUCGAUGGAAAUCCUGGAAAGGAUGGAUGGCCUGGAAUACCUGGAGCCCCUGGAGUGCCUGGACUACCUGGACCAGUUAUAAUGUGUGGUAGAGACGUCUUUGGAGCUAUUGCACAGGAUGUUGACACACUGAUGAAGACCACAGCUAAGUUUGAACUGGCUGCAAAUUUUGACUUUACACGGAGGGUUGGGCAGAAAUACUUUGUGUCCAACAAACUCAGAGGCUCCUUCCAGGAGGCCGUCGAGUUCUGCUCUCAACAAGGUUUAGAGCUGGCUUUACCCCACAAGGACCAGGAGAACCGCGUCCUGACUCAGCUGUUUGGUGACGUGGCUAACGUAGCCUGGAUCAACGUCAACAAUAGGGCAGUGGCCAACUUUCAAUCUGACAUGAAAAACCAGCGUCUCACCUUCACCAACUGGGAAGGAGGACAACCAGAUAAAUCCAUCCAGGAUACUGGCUGCACCACGCUGCAAGACAAUGGCUACUGGCGAGUGACGCGCGACUGCUCCCUGAACGCUUACAUCAUCUGUCAAAUAUAGACCCCCAUGGAGUAACGUUAAGGACACAAAUCUUACUUUUCACUAAUUCCUUUUUUUGUACAGUAUUCAUUGUAGAGUCGUACAAAGAGGUCUGUAAGAAGUGAUCCAGAAAUGAAACCAGUUUAAUCAAGUGAGACUGCUGUGAUGUAAAAGUGAUCAGCAACUUUACACGUAACCAAUGAAAAAUAACCAUUAAAUCAACACAGGUGAAGGAAUGGAAAUGAUGUUUGUUGUACCCUCUUUUACUUAUUUUCUUUAUUUGGAUAUUACAUGGAAAGCUCUUUAUUAAAACCAUAAGUACUUUUUCCUCAAAAAUCCAUCACACUGAAUCCGCGAUCACCCUGUGAUCACAUCGCAAAGAUGUUUGUUGCUGUUACAUAAAUUCAGUUUCAAGGAAAACAUUGAAGUUGGACAAGAUUAAGAUAAUUUAGUCAGAAAUGAAAGUUGGUAUUCUGGAAAAAUCCCCUGCCUCCAAAAUCCUCCAGAAACAUCUGUGAAUAUCAUUACGAUGAACACAUCUGUGGGCAGUAAUUUGUUUUAUGCGUAUGAACAUUUAUGACUUACACUUGAAUGACAAGAAAAAAAAUGUUAUUUCAUUUUCACACAUAUUAAAUUUGAAAAAUGAUUUGCCACAACUUGAAUCCAAAGUAAACCUAUGAGGUUUCUUUGUGUUAUGUUAAUAAACAUCAAUGGGUGCUCGGUUGUUAGGUGCUAAGAUGCAGAUGAUAUUAAAAAAAAAUUGGCUCGU
This is a messenger RNA of Cololabis saira (Pacific saury), 1505 nucleotides long. RefSeq names its product mannose-binding protein C-like. The record is from RefSeq and is a predicted model, not a curated record. Bases 83 to 757 code for a protein of 224 amino acids. NCBI's taxonomy places the organism in Eukaryota, Metazoa, Chordata, Actinopteri, Beloniformes, Belonidae. The transcript has 5 exons.